This is a messenger RNA of Mercurialis annua (annual mercury), 1513 nucleotides long. Its product is annotated as adenosine kinase 2. The coding region runs from base 214 to 1242 and encodes 342 amino acids. The transcript has 11 exons. Gene Ontology annotation, cellular component: cytosol; nucleus. NCBI's taxonomy places the organism in Eukaryota, Viridiplantae, Streptophyta, Magnoliopsida, Malpighiales, Euphorbiaceae. Gene Ontology annotation, molecular function: adenosine kinase activity. Gene Ontology annotation, biological process: purine ribonucleoside salvage. The record is from RefSeq and is a predicted model, not a curated record.
AACAAAGAAAAUAAACACGCGACUCAAAUCAAAGCCAGGGUUGGUGACAAAUACCGACACCACACCCAUUACCAACAACAACGGCCCACUCCCACUAUAAAUUUCUAAAACCUGCUCAACCACCUCCCAAGAUCUCUCAUUUUUCAAGAACCCACAAAUUUAUUCUCCUUUUUACACUCUUUUAGCUCUCAUUUUUCAUUUCUGAGAUAAAAAAUGGCUUCCUAUGAUGGUGUUUUCUUGGGCAUGGGAAACCCACUUCUUGACAUUUCUGCUGUUGUUGAUGAUGAUUUCCUUAAUAAAUAUGACAUCAAGCUGAACAAUGCUAUCCUUGCUGAAGACAAGCACUUACCAAUGUAUGAAGAAAUGGGUCAAAAAUUUACUGUAGAAUACAUUGCUGGAGGUGCUACUCAAAAUUCGAUCAAAGUUGCUCAGUGGAUGCUUCAAAUUCCUGGUGCAACAAGUUAUAUUGGUUGCAUUGGAAAAGAUAAGUUUGGAGCGGAAAUGACGAAGGAAUCGAGGCAAGCUGGCGUCAAUGUUCACUAUUAUGAAGAUGAAACUGCUCCUACCGGAACCUGUGCUGUUUGUGUUGUUGGUGGUGAGAGGUCACUUAUUGCAAAUUUGUCAGCAGCAAAUUGCUACAAAGCUGAGCAUUUGAAGAAACCAGAAAAUUGGGCACUCGUCGAGAAAGCCAAAUAUUUCUACAUUGCUGGGUUUUUCCUUACCGUCUCUCCCGAGUCCAUUCAACUUGUUGCUGAGCAUGCAGCCGCAACCAACAAGAUUUUCACGAUGAAUCUUUCAGCUCCAUUCAUCUGUGAGUUCUUUAAGGACGCCCUGGAGAAAGUUUUACCUUACAUGGACUAUGUCUUUGGAAAUGAGACUGAAGCAAAAACUUUUGCCAAGGUUCAUGGAUGGGAGACUGAGAACGUCGAGGAGAUUGCUAUAAAGAUCUCUCAGUGGGCCAAGGCAUCAGGCACACACAAGAGAAUUACCGUCAUCACUCAAGGUGCAGAUCCUGUUGUGGUUGCUGAGGACGGAAAGGUCAAAUUGUUCCCUGUGAUCUUAUUGCCAAAGGAGAAGUUGGUUGACACCAAUGGAGCAGGGGAUGCUUUCGUUGGUGGAUUUAUGUCACAGCUGAUCCUAGAGAAGCCAAUUGAAGACUGCGUGAGAGCCGGAUGCUAUGCAUCAAAUGUGAUCAUCCAGAGGUCAGGCUGCACAUACCCACCAAAGCCCGAUUUUAGUUAGGUUCAUCUCUGCCAGCACCUUCUAUUGAUCUUAUUUUAGCGAUAAGAGCACGGUUACUAUCUGAACUUUUAUUGCGGCGGCUAAGAUUAUUAUUCGCUCCCGAACCCAUAUUUAGCUUGGUAGAGGAGUUGUUUGCAUGUUUUCCAAUAUUUGUAUUGUAUGUGUUGGGGUUCCUUAUUCACUACAUGAAUGAGGAUAUCUGAGUUAUCCACCAAAAAUAAUUUUUAUUUUCAGUUAUAAAACGGUGAGGCAGUUUUGAUUUGAAUGAGUA